AUGGAUGUAAAAGUGAGAAAACUUCGAUUUUGGAUUGACUUUGCCACGACAUGGUGGAAUUUAUGUCACGUCAUUGCCGACCAGACAGUCUGUUCGGAAUACCUUGUGUCAGGAUUCUAUGGCGUGGAUGAUUCGGCUUUAAAUGCAUCAUCUUCAAAGCCUUCAUUUUAUGGCGGUAUUCUCAGUCCACAAAAUGCCAGGCUUUAUAUUGAUGGAAAGCUCUCUGCUUGGUGUCCGAACGAAGAGGAUACUCAACCGUAUAUACAGGUUCGGUUUCCGAGAGAGACAGUUGUUGACACGGUGAUAUUACAGGGCCGAGGAGGUAACCUGGAUUGGGUCAAGACAUAUUACAUUUCGUACAGCAUUGAUGGCAACACAUGGACUAUAGUGACUUCACAAAACAACCAACCGAAGAUAUUUACCGGAAACUAUGAUAACAAUACCUUGGUGAAGUCGAACCUUGUUUCCAAUAUCACUGCUCGGUACCUUCGAAUCUUUCCCCAAAGCAAGAAUUCACGCAAUUGUCUUCGAUUUGACCUCAGUGGUUGCUACAAAGUUAUGGAAUCAGAGCGAAAUUCAGAUUUCAUCAGGGUGCCAGUAUUACCAACUCCAGAUUAUAAACAGCGUGUUGUGCUUCAGACAAAGUCAAAAAACCUUCCAGCGUGCGGUAAACUAUGCCACAUGGACAAGGAAUGUCGUUUCUUCAACUUUGAUAUGAUCCAGAAGAAAUGUAGUAUGUUCUCCUCAAUGCAUACAAUAUACACAGCAUUUUCUGCCGAAAUGACGCCAUUCUUUGUCAACAAAGGUAAAUAUACGCCACUUGGCUACCGUCAAAUUCAACAAGGAAGGUUCAUGUAUAAAGUGAACGAAGUCAGAAUGAAUCAGGAGAGUGCUUCCAAGGAGUGUAUGCAACAACAUUCAUGGCUGAUCAAGAUCGACUCCGCAUCCGACAUGUUGAGUCUACAGAAUGUCAUCGCCGGAAACGUUAGACUGGAACUUGGCUACUCUCACUUGUUUGUGUCCGGUAGAUAUUUGUCCAUGAAAUGGCAGCACAAUGACGGUUCAGCCAUUAACAGCUCCCUCUGGUCGCCAGGCAACCCUGACCCAGGUCAAGGUCACUGUGUGGUGAUGACACCGAAUGGCCUUGUCAGCGCUUAUUGUUUGGAGAAACAUUUCUCUGUUUGUGGUUUUUAG
Molecule: messenger RNA, 1194 nt
Organism: Ylistrum balloti
Lineage: Eukaryota; Metazoa; Mollusca; Bivalvia; Pectinida; Pectinidae
Exons: 7
Coding region: 1-1194 (397 amino acids)
Source: RefSeq, a predicted model, not a curated record